Molecule: messenger RNA, 876 nt
Organism: Penicillium roqueforti
Lineage: Eukaryota; Fungi; Ascomycota; Eurotiomycetes; Eurotiales; Aspergillaceae
Product: RNA recognition motif domain-containing protein
Exons: 4
Coding region: 1-876 (291 amino acids)
Source: RefSeq, a predicted model, not a curated record
AUGGCAACCGAACAGCCCAUCUCGUUUGACGCCAUCAUUCAGGCUGAUCGUCAGAAGAAGAAGCAGGAGGACCUCGCAAACAAACUCUUGGGAAAGAACCGCAGAUUAAGCGCGCCAGGCUCAGGUUCGGGCGCCGGCAAGAAAGUGCAGAAUAAAUCACAGAAUACAAAGCCUGGAAGCCUAGCAAGCAGGGUCGGAGUAACCAAGCGCUCUGCAUCAGCGACCGUGCAACCCAACAAGAACAAGCCUGCGCCCACCACGAACAACAAUCGGACACACGGCAAACCUGGCAAGAAUGAUCGCGUGAAUGCGGAUCAGGCCCGGGCAGCUUUGCAAUCCCAGAACGGCCAAAUGAACACACGAUCGGGCAACGUCGCGCAGAAUAGCCGUCCACUCGGUGGCAGCAACAUGACUAUUAAGGGUGCUUCGGGUCCGUUCUUUGUCGUCGGGAGGAACUUUGCGCCGGGGACAACAGCGGCCGACAUCCAGUCUGCUCUUGAGCCCAUAACAGGUCCCAUGCUCAGCUGCCAGAUAAUAGCAAGCCAGCCAAGUGUUACUGCGGCAUUUGCAUAUGCAGAUAAGACGGCCGCAGAGCUAGUUGUGGCCAACUUCCACAACCAGAGGGCUGACGGGAGACUGCUCACAAUGACCCUUAAAUCGACGAAGCCCGCAACACAGCAAGACCCCUUCAGUGCGCUCCGAGCGCAAGCUGACCAGGAACGAAUUCGAGCCCGUCGUGGCCCAAGCCAUCUGAACGACCUCCUAUCCGAGAACCGGGGAAACUCGCCGACUGGCCUCUACAGCGAUGAGAUGAUGGUCGAUGCGCCGGCGCGGAAUACCCAGAAGAACCAGAACCAACGGAGAUGGCGUCGUUGA